CCAAAAGAUCAUUGUACCAGUUGCAGAGUCCCAAAGACCUCAUGGGCAGGCAAUACAGAACCCAUUACUUGUAUGUCAGAACAUCCAAGUUUUUUUUUUUUUUUUUUUUUUUUUACAAAAAAAAACAUCCUGUACAAAUAUUUCUUUACUACGAUAAUGAAUGCGGCUUUGUCGUAAGAUAUGGUCAAAAUUACCCUGGAGUACACAGAUUGAUCCUAUCACCUUUGUGUCUUAAGUUCACAAAUUUUUGGCUUAUACUAUUUUGGUUCAUAUCUUAGUGUAGAAAGUCUAUGAUCAAAACAAUGAAGACCAGAACCAUACUCUACUCCAUAUAAACACAUUCUAGAAUAUUACUUCACAGCCUAGAUGAAACUUGUAAUGCUCAUAGCAUAUAUCUCACUGAAUUUAAACCUAUAAAGAUUGACGACCAAGAAACUCCACCAGUAAACAAGAAAACUACUAUCUGUAAAUUCUACUUGUUAACAUCACAGACUAUUCAAAUAUAAGCGCAAAGCAGACCAAUUCAACAGCUAGAACGAAACACAGCAGAGAUCUAAAUAAGAGAAGAUAGGGUUCGUCAACCGAUUUUCGUAAAGGAAGAUGAGAGAGAAAGAGAGGCGGAUAGAUUAGGAUAUAACCCGAUUGGGCUUGGGUGGGGCUGGGUUACCCGGUUUAGAACCCGAUUAGGUGGUAAAUAGUUUAAUUCAUAGUAAGGGCUUCUGUGUCUUUAGCCACCUUUUCGAUUUUAAGAGAAAAAAGUUAUACUCCAUUUGAUAACAUGGAUAAAUUGAAUUGUUAUGACUUAUGAGAGACUGUGAAAGUUAGAUUCAACGGAUUCAACUAAAGAUUAUAAAUGACAUAACUCUCUCUUUUCUCUCUUUUUCUUUUGCUAAACUCUCUCAACUUUCAUUUCUUUUUGAUCAAACCUCUCAACUUUCUCUUCUUCUCCCUCUCCUCUUCUCCUCUUCGGUUAGAGAAACAUAAGCAUGGAGAUCCGUUUUGUUGAACCUGUCCCUCAAUCCGAAGGUAUGUAUUAUGCUACAAACAACCCUUACCAGGUGAACGGACCAAGAGGCUUCACUGAGUUUAAGGUUUUGGACGGGACAGCGAAAUUGUUCGUGAGAAUUGAUUUUCCGGGAGUCAGGAACAAUAGUGUUAAGAUCCUACUCGAUCCAUCGCAGAAAGCUGUCUUUGUGUCCGGAGAGGCCCCACAAGAAAUGGUUUAUGAUGCUUCUCUCCGUGAGUUCGGAACUGCUACGGGCCUCUUGUGCGAUUGCUGCAGAAUCACAAACGUGGAGUCCGUUCUGGGAGAUGGUGUUCUAAGACUCAUCCUAUCCAAGGAAACGAUCGAUUUUCGUGUAGGGUCUUCUUGUUCCGGUAAUUUUUUAACUAUAAACCUUUUUUUUCUUAUGUUAUCUCGUUUAGUAAUUCUUUUUUUUUUGGGUACUAUCUCAGCCAGAGCAUAUACGUCCGUUAGAGCGUCAUCAUCCCUUUCUCGUUUAAUCCGUGGAUAUGAUCCAGAAGUCGCAGGUGGCCAUCCUUUAGCUCAUCUCCGUGGACAUGGCCCACAAGGUCACCGUGGCACUGACCCUCUAGAUCCGGCUUUCACGGGUCCCGACAUAGUACCGAACCCAUUAGUGCAGACGGGAUCAACUAGUGCAUACGAGUCAAAGCAGUUGUCAGACGGUGGCCUAUUUCUCCGUAUUGACAUGCCCGGUGUGCCCAACGACAAAUUCGCGGUGACGGUGGAAAACGGUUGUGUCACUGUCACCGGACGAGCACCUGCAGCGAUGGACGACUCGAGUGGGCGUGAGUACAGAGGCAAUGUCGCUGUCGUCCCUCGAGACUAUGACAGUCGCCGGAUCGAAGCAUUCGCUAAUGAGGGUGUCAUCCGCCUCAUCAUCCAUUCUAUCUAAAAGUUGCUAGCUCUUUAUCUUAUGGAGUUAUUAGUUAUGUAUAAUAACCAAACUUUCUAUGUUUUUGCUUUUGAAUUUAGGGGAAUUUCGUGGUGUCUUUUAGACUUCUUACAUGAGUAAGCUUUUGUUGUGUUUUAAUUUAGUCUCUCAGGUAAUCUAAACCGUAACGCUCU
Brassica rapa (field mustard) is the source of this 2089-nucleotide messenger RNA. Its product is annotated as putative 57 kDa heat shock protein. The record is from RefSeq and is a predicted model, not a curated record. NCBI's taxonomy places the organism in Eukaryota, Viridiplantae, Streptophyta, Magnoliopsida, Brassicales, Brassicaceae.